This is a messenger RNA of Melanotaenia boesemani (Boeseman's rainbowfish), 1472 nucleotides long. It is a transcript of the gene slc25a40, whose product is annotated as solute carrier family 25 member 40. Lineage: Eukaryota; Metazoa; Chordata; Actinopteri; Atheriniformes; Melanotaeniidae. Bases 345 to 1382 code for a protein of 345 amino acids. Gene Ontology annotation, biological process: mitochondrial transmembrane transport. The record is from RefSeq and is a predicted model, not a curated record. The transcript has 10 exons.
AAACUACUUCAUUAUGUCAUCAUGCAACGUUUGAGGUGUAAACAGGCAAGCUAGUUUGGGUUACGACCAUAGACACGACCUCUUGCACAUGGACACGUGUUUGGCCAAUGUUUCCCUAUUAAAGCCGUUAGGGCAGCCUGUGCUACCGAUCUGAGAGGAAACUAAAACCCCUCAGGGGGAUGACUGUGUUCAAGAAAGACGUCGUCGAUGCUGUGGAGUUUUAGGAGGUAGGAAGUUAGCUACGCUAAUCAGCUAACCAAGGUUAGCCAAAGAGCCUAUGGAUCAUUCAAUGCUUAGCAUGGUAUACUAACAGCACAGUAACCAGAUCACGAAUCAUCGACAGUAUGAGUGGCCAAAGCUCUGCUCCUGACAGUGAUGGCAUAACCCCCAUCCAGCAGAUGGCGGCGUCCUGUUCCGGAGCCAUCAUCACAUCUCUGUUAGUCACACCUUUGGAUGUUGUGAAGAUCAGACUGCAAGCACAGAGAAGUCCCUUCCCUAAAGGCAAAUGUUUUGUCUUCUGCAAUGGACUUAUGGACCACAUAUGUGUCUGUGAAAAUGGUAACUCAAAGGCCUGGUACAAAGCACCUGGUCACUUCAGUGGCACCCUGGAUGCCUUCAUCAAGAUAGUGCGCCGCGAAGGAAUCAAAGCAUUAUGGAGCGGCCUGCCUCCAACACUUGUGAUGGCAGUUCCAGCCACAGUGAUCUAUUUCACAUGUUAUGACCAACUGUGUGCAGCAUUGAGGGUGAGGAUGGGAGAUCAUGCUCAGGAGGCCCCCCUCCUAGCAGGAGCUACUGCUAGAGUGGGUUCAGCGACUGUGAUCAGCCCUCUGGAGCUGAUCCGCACUAAGCUUCAGUCUCAGAAACAGUCAUAUCGGGAGCUUACUGACUGCAUCCGUUCUGCAGUAGAAACUGAAGGCUGGCUGUCCCUCUGGAGGGGUUUGGGGCCCACGUUGCUCCGAGACGUGCCCUUCUCUGCCAUGUACUGGUACAACUAUGAGAGGGGCAAAAGCUGGCUGUGUGAAUGGUAUAACAUCACAGAGCCCACAUUUACCAUUACCUUCAUAUCUGGAGCAGGGUCAGGAUCAAUUGCAUCCAUUGUGACGUUACCCUUUGACGUUGUUAAAACGAGAAGGCAGGUGGAGCUCGGGGAACUACAAGCAAAAAAUUUGUCUUGCCAGGUGUCAUCCUCCACUUUCAGUGUGAUGAGCAGGAUUGUGGCACAGGACGGCUUUCGUGGACUGUUUGCAGGUUUCCUCCCCAGGCUGAUCAAAGUGGCCCCCGCCUGUGCCAUCAUGAUCAGCACAUACGAGUUUGGAAAGGCUUUUUUCCGAAAACAUAAUCAGGAAAGAACACUUGGGCUGCUGCAGAGCAGCAACGCAUGAUGGAUCUCUCUCCAAAAACACAUCAGAACUACUGACAGACCACACCUGGAGGGAAAAAAAAGUUAUUUAGCCAAAUUCAAAAAUGAAGGC